GCUGGGGUAUUUACGGUAAGGUGGACCCGGCGGUGGCAGCUCGGUGUCAGGUGAUCGGUGCUGAGGAGCUGUUGCCGCCGCCCCGGGGAGGAAGAUGCAAGAUGGCCCAGCGGGGCCGUGAGGGGCUCCGCGGCGCCCCCUCCCUCCCCGCCCGCUGCCGCCGCCUCCUCCUCCCCGGCUCGUAAGGCCGGCGGGAAGCGCUGAGGCCAGCCCCGCCGCGCCAGAGCCUGUCCUCGGCGGGGGGCACCGAGCCAUGGGGCUCUGCUACAGCCUGCGCCCGCGGCUCUUCGGCGACGCCGGCGGCUCCAUCUCCAGCGCCGGCGCCGCCUCGGAGCCCGAAGCGCCGACGGAGCCUCACGCCGCCCCGCAGCCGCAGCCCCUCGGCGCCCCUCUCCGGUCCGGCGGUAAGCCCGGCGGGGAGACGGACGGGCCGCCGCUGCUGCUGCAGAACGGCGGCGGUAACGGGGCGGCCCCCGAACGCCCGCCGUUGCCCAAGGCCGGCGGUCAAGGCGGCGUGGGGAAGGCGGCGAGGCAGCAGGCGCUGCACCAGCCGCCGGCUCUGCAGAGACCCUGGGAGAAGCUGCGUUUGGAGGAGCGGGAGGCGGAGAAGGAGGCGAGGAAAGUCAGCAAGAGCAUCGACCGGGCGCUCAAGGAGCAGAAGCGGGAGUACAAGCAGACGCACCGCUUACUGCUGCUGGGGGCUGGUGAGUCAGGAAAAAGCACUAUUGUGAAACAAAUGCGAAUCCUACAUGUCAAUGGAUUUAAUUCAGAAGAAAAGAAACAGAAAAUACUGGACAUUCGGAAAAACGUUAAAGAUGCGAUCGUGACUAUAGUUUCAGCUAUGAGCACUUUAAUACCCCCGGUUCCAUUGGCCAACCCAGAAAACCAAUUUCGAAUGGACUACAUCAAGAGUAUAGCUCCUCUUUCUGACUUUGACUAUACACAGGAAUUCUUUGAGCAUGCGAAGAAGCUGUGGGAUGAUGAAGGCGUAAAGGCGUGCUUCGAGAGGUCCAACGAGUACCAGCUGAUCGACUGCGCGCAGUACUUUUUGGAAAGAAUUGACAGCGUCAGCAUGGAUGACUACACCCCCACAGAUCAGGACCUGUUAAGAUGCAGAGUAUUGACAUCAGGGAUUUUUGAAACAAGAUUUCAAGUAGAUAAAGUAAACUUCCACAUGUUUGAUGUAGGUGGCCAGAGAGACGAGAGAAGAAAAUGGAUCCAGUGCUUUAACGAUGUCACAGCUAUCAUCUUCGUUGUGGCUUGCAGCAGCUACAACAUGGUAAUAAGGGAAGACAAUAACACAAACAGGCUACGAGAGUCCCUGGACCUUUUCAAAAGCAUCUGGAACAACAGGUGGUUACGGACCAUUUCCAUCAUUUUAUUCUUGAAUAAACAGGACAUGCUGGCUGAAAAAGUCCUGGCAGGGAAGUCAAAAAUCGAAGAUUACUUUCCUGAAUACGCUCAUUACACUGUACCCGAGGAUGCAACACCAGAUGCAGGAGAAGAUCCCAAAGUCACAAGAGCCAAGUUCUUCAUCCGGGAUGAGUUUCUAAGGAUAAGCACGGCGAGCGGGGACGGCCGGCACUACUGCUACCCACACUUCACCUGCGCCGUGGACACGGAAAACAUCCGCAGGGUCUUCAACGACUGCCGGGACAUCAUUCAGAGGAUGCACCUCCGCCAGUACGAACUCUUGUGAGGGGGGGCUCACCGUGGAACCUGUGGUUUUAAAUCCUUUGCUCCUUACUCUUUCUCUUGAUACUACCCAGCACAGGGUGGAGGAAUACAUGAUAGAAAUGUCUCUUCACUUUGUUUACUUUAAUUAUUUAACCUUAAAAAGCUGAUUUGAAGCAAGUUUGGGUUGGUUCUUUUUUGGUUUGUUUUGUUUUGGUAUUUUUUUUCCCCUUCAUGUUUUUUGGGGGGACUAUUUUUUGUGCUCUUUUUUUUAAUGCCACUUCUUCAUCAUUCCACUGAAAAAAAAAAAGCCCUUUGGCUACCUCUGUUCCCUUAGGCUUUGGGUUUUUUUUCUGUUGGUUUUUUUGGUAACUGCAUGUGACCUGCUAAAUUUUUCCCAGCAGGUUAACGUGGGUUCAAACUGCUAUGUCAGCUGGAUGACACUAAAAAGUCAUAGCUAGCCCUCUAGGGUGGGUUUCCUUUUUACCAUGGCAUUGAAGAGGAUUUGAUGGGUGAGGGAAACAAAAAGAGGAAAAAAAAGAAACCAAACCACAAACAUAAAACAGCAACGACAAAGAUUAAUGCACUUUGUAUCAGGUUAUGAAAUACUGUUGAGGAAGUAGACACACAAUGUAGCAGCACCACACUAUUUAUUACUCUGUCACAGUUUUUAGCGUUUCUGAGUUACAGGUCCAACGGAUAAAGUGACCUCCUCUUUUAAGCCGUGACUGGCACAGGAAGUAGAGUAGAUGGUGAUGAUGAUGAUGAGAGGAACAGUGAAGCUAAAAGCAAUUUUGCUGGGGUUUUGGAGCUAAAGCGUCUCUGCGCACCUCAGGCGUCGGAAUUACAGCUGCUUUUCAGCCUGUUGCACCUAGGCAGCCAAGUGAGCGCCCUCACUUUUACGUUUGUUUGUGCUGUCCACAAAUGAUCCUUGGAGUUCAGAUCAUUCUUGGACAACGCUCCCUCUCCCUCUCUAUCUAUCUAUAUAUAUAUGUAUAUAUAUACACACACAUGCAUACAUACAUAUAUAUAUAUAUAGUUUUGUUCUGGUUUUGUUUUACCGCUGGUUUAUGAUAUUGUACAGACUGUAAAAUGUAAUAUUAUUUUGUACAACUUUAUUGAAGAAAAAAAAAACACAACACACAAAAAAAAAACCCUUUCCUUGUAGAAGAUCUUUGUGCCUUGAUUAUGGCUGUACCUGUAAAAUGAGCUAAGAUGUAAGUAUGUUUUUGAUUGCGCUGUACAGCUUGAUGUCAACCUUACCUGCAGCAGUGACUGGAGGUAAGAACUUUAUCUGUAGAGUUUAGGGGUUUGGUUUUUGGUUUGGGUUGUUUGUUUGGUUUUGGUUUUUUUUUUUCUGGUUUAUAUAAAAAUGCUCUUUAGUAUUUAAAAACAAAGGACAAAAAAAAGAUAAAUUAUGCAAAGUAACCACUUACCUUUCCAAGUGAGGUAUUCCAGUCACCGGAUGUUGCAGCAAACUUGCCUUUCUCUUUGGAAGUCUCAGCUUUAACCCGUUGGAAUUCGAGUGUCCGAACCGCAACCUGGUGGUGUCCUGAUGGGAACCAAGGAGUUCUUUCUGUUUUCCUUUCUCUGUUGGGUAAUUCUUUGGUCAUUCAUAGACCUUCACAAUUGCACCGACCGAUUGUGAAUGUGUAGAAGCACCACUCGAUAGAGCUCUUCAACCUCUGUACCGACAGCGGCUUUCAUUGUGCAAGUAACUAGCGAGAAGAAGAAACAAACCAACCACAGCAGCAACAACAACUAAGGUGUAUAAAACCCUUGUGUCUGGCCUGAGAGAAUUACAAGAUGACGUUUUUAUUUCUCUUUUAAUAAAGAGACACAUUAGAAAA
Messenger RNA from Pogoniulus pusillus (Red-fronted tinkerbird), 3524 nucleotides. It is a transcript of the gene GNAL, whose product is annotated as G protein subunit alpha L. The transcript has 12 exons. The record is from RefSeq and is a predicted model, not a curated record. Gene Ontology annotation, cellular component: heterotrimeric G-protein complex. Gene Ontology annotation, molecular function: GTPase activity; G protein-coupled receptor binding; GTP binding. Gene Ontology annotation, biological process: adenylate cyclase-activating dopamine receptor signaling pathway; sensory perception of chemical stimulus. Lineage: Eukaryota; Metazoa; Chordata; Aves; Piciformes; Lybiidae. Bases 254 to 1699 code for a protein of 481 amino acids.